Rhipicephalus microplus (southern cattle tick) is the source of this 6545-nucleotide messenger RNA. RefSeq names its product LLGL domain-containing protein l(2)gl (gene l(2)gl). The record is from RefSeq and is a predicted model, not a curated record. Gene Ontology annotation, biological process: Golgi to plasma membrane transport; establishment of spindle orientation; regulation of Notch signaling pathway. NCBI's taxonomy places the organism in Eukaryota, Metazoa, Arthropoda, Arachnida, Ixodida, Ixodidae. Gene Ontology annotation, cellular component: plasma membrane; cytoplasm; cortical actin cytoskeleton. Gene Ontology annotation, molecular function: myosin II binding; syntaxin binding; GTPase activator activity.
CGCUGCUGUGUGUGGACACAUGCGUUGAGUGUCUUGCCGUUUGUGUGUGUUGCCGGUUUGCUUGAAGUGUUGGAGAGUCCGUCAUAGGAUGUUUACACUUUGAAGAGCAUUCACUGCCUGAAGAGUGAAGAUGCUCAAGUUCAUUACAAAGAAGUCCCAGCACGUAAGUGCUGAGCGGCUUAAGGUGCAGCGGGAGCUGUUUGCCUUCAACAAGACUGCCUGCCAUGGGUUUCCUCACUGCCCUACGGCUCUGGCCUGGGACCCAUUCCUGGAACUUUUUGCCAUUGGGACCAAGACAGGGUCACUCAGAGUCUACGGAGCCCCUGGUGUUGAGUAUGUGGUUGAACAUGAUGCCAGCAGCCCUGUGAUAGAGCUGCACUUUGUGCCUAAGCAGGGACGUUUGAUCACCCUGCUGGAGAACAACACACUCCACCUUUGGGAGAUCAACAUGAAAGGAGGAGAAGACUCCGUACUUGAGCAUGUCGAGUCCUACACAGUUGACUCUAAGCUUCGCAUCUUCACCUGUUCAGUUCAGUCUUCUGGGGAUUACCUGUACCUGGGCACUGAAGGGGGCAACGUUCACAUGCUGGAUAUCAAGUCAUUCCAGAUGGCCGAUGCAGUCAUCUAUCAAGAUCUCGUCACACAGAAUGUUCCUGAAGACUACAAGAUCAACCCCGGUGGUGUGGAGGCUAUCGCGGAGCACCCUUUGGACCCGAACAAGAUGGUCAUUGGCUACUCGAGGGGUCUCAUGGUGCUGUGGGACAAUGAGACAUUAAAUGCCGAGCAGACCUACAUCUGCAACAAGGAUCUCCACUCGGUGUCAUGGCAUGGAAGCGGCACCAAGUUCAUGAGUGCCCACAACGACUGCAGCUAUUUUGUCUGGAGCGUCAACAGCGCCAAAGCCAUUGAAUCCAUGGAGCAGUGUUACGGUCCAUACCCUUGCAAAGCCAUCAACAAAAUCCUCUGGAAGCGCACCACCGGCAAGUAUGACUUCGUCAUCUUCUCUGGUGGUAUGCCUCGUGCCAACUACGGCGACCGUCACACGGUCUCGGUGAAGCACGGCGAGACCUCCAAAGUGCUGGAUCUCACCUCCAAGGUUGUCGACUUCUUCACCGUGGAUAAAGAAGCGGACGACCCUGAGACCGCAGAACCUGUGGCACUGGUCAUUCUGGCCGAGGAAGAGCUGGUGGUGGUGGACCUUGUCUCAGAUGACUGGCCCAGCUUUGCGUUGCCGUGCUUGUCGAGCCUGCACUCCUCGGCCAUCACUUGUACGAACCACUUCAGCAACGUACCCCUGGACGUCUGGGACAAGCUGCUCGAGGAGGGCCGCAAGCAAACACUCCAGUGCUCGACGAAGCCCUGGCCGCUGGUGGGGGGCCGCGUGACGUGCGAGGAGUCGAGUCAGCACGACCUGCUGGUGACCGGCCACGAGGAUGGCUCUGUGCGCUUCUGGGAUGCCUCUGGGUCAUGUUUGCGGCAGCUCCUGACCCUGAGGACUGCACGCCUCUUUGGGGCGGGAGACGGCCCCUCCAGCUUCCACGCCGCGCCGGACGAGGAGGAGGAAGAGGAGUGGCUGCACUUCCACAAAGUGGGCACAUUUGACCCGUACAGUGACGACCCCCGCCUGGCGGUGAAGAAGGUCCUCUUCUGCCUGCAAACGGGGCGCCUUGUGGUGGCCGGCACCGCAGGUCAAGUGGUCUGCUUCAGUUUCAAUCCGGAAGAGGCCGAAGUCACUCCCGAGGCCGUGCAGCUGAAUUUUGUGGGCGACCGCGACAGCUUUGUGUGGAAGGGUCACGACGCCCUGCAAGUGAAGAACUCCGCCGUCCAGUCUGAGGCUGGAUUCCACCCCGACCUUGUGCUGCAGCUAGCGCCACCUGCUGGAGUCACCGCUCUCGCACUGCACUCCAAGUGGGGCCUCAUUGCCGCCGGAACCGCCCAUGGAUUUGGAGUCCUGGACUAUGUACAGAAGAAGGUGGUUGUGUCAAAGUGCACGCUGAACCCGAACGACCUGGCUGCAUCUGGUGACAUGAUGUCUCGCCGAAAGUCCUUCAAGAAGUCGUUGCGUGAGUCGUUUCGUCGUCUGCGCAAGGGCCGCUCCCAGAGAGGGCGCAAGGACAAGUCUAUGACCAAGUCGCCGGAGAGCCGAAGGCCGAGGAGAGGAGAGGAAGAAGGAAGCACGUCUUCUGCUGUAGCAAGCCCUGCAUCUCGGCACAAUGAGUCCGCCAUCGACCCUGGCUCGCCACUGUCAGAGGCCAAACCCGUGGAGCGCCAGGUGGAAGCACGCUCCACGGACGACGCUCUUUCCUCCAUGGUCCGCUGCCUCUGCUUCUCCAGCAGCUUCAUUCUUCACAAUGCAGCGACAACACCAACCCUCUGGGCAGGCACGAACGCAGGUGCCAUUUUUGUUUACACCCUUGCCUUCCCCCCGAGCGACAAGAGGGACUCUGAUCCAGUUCAGUGCACCCUUGGCAAGGAGAUCCACCUGAAGCACAAGGCUCCAGUGAUAUCCAUCCACAUAAUAGACGCUCGUGGCUACCCUAUUGCGGACCCAUUUGAGGAGGAGCCCAAGGGCCUAGUGCCACCACAAAGGGUACUCAUCUGCUCCGAGGAACAGCUGAAGGUUUUCACACUGCCCAGUUUGAAGCCCUUUGGCAAGCUAAAACUGACGGCGCAUGAGGGAGCUCGGCUGCGCAGGGCCGCCAUAGCACGCUUCCAGAGCCGCAGUGACCCUGCUCGCACAGAGUACUGCCUGGCUGUGCUCUCCAACUUGGGCGAGGUGGCACUACACUCCCUGCCUGACCUGCGCCGCCAGAUGCUUGAGGCUUGCCUUCGCCGCGAGGACAUCAACGGCAUAUGCAGUCUCGUGUUCACAAAGGACGGGGAGGGCUUUUACCUGAGCUCGCCGUGUGAGUUCGAACGCUUCUCCCUCUCGGCCAAGCGAAUGGUGGCCCCCCACUGCCAGGUGGAUCUGCCCGAAGGGGUUCGGCCUCAGCCCCCGCAGCCCCAGGAACCCCAGGGGGGCAAGGAGGAAGAGAAAGUAGAAGCAGCAGCACCUGCCGUGUUGGCCACAGAGAACGAAGAGCCUAAGGAAGCAGACGGCAAGGCCGCAUCUACUAGCGAAACCAAGCUCGAGGAAGUGAAGGAGGUGGCAGAAAAGAAGCCACAGCUGGCCUUCUCAGCCGCCACGUCUCCCACAUCGCCAAAGGAAGAGUCGUCAGAAGGCGGUGACGAUGACAAAGGUGGCUUGGACUCUCCACCAGACAGUGGUAUCAGCAGUCUGGUCAUCACUAAGAAUGAGUCCAACUUCACCACCACCACAAGCACAGUGGGCGACCUGAAGUCCCUCGAUCUGGACGACCUGCUGCCCGCCGACCACGAAGCACUUGCCGACAAGCUGCGUUCUGAAUGCAAGAUAGAGGUGGUGCGCGAGAAGCGCACUGUUGUCGUUGUGCGGGAGGAGACGCUCGUCAAUGGGAGCUCUCCUACAAAUUGAACCAGCCUUCAUCAGCUAGCAUCCGCCACUUGGAGCUGUAUCGUAUUUUCACACCAUGCGCAUUUGUUUUUUUUUUUUCAUUUUUUUCUUCCUUUUUGCGUGAUUGUUUUUCACAUUGCAGCUAGUUCCUCCGAGCAACAGGUGUUCUUUUUUUUUUCUUUUUUUAUCUCCCCCUGUUACUUGUUGGUUUCCCUGUUUUUAAGCCAUUUUUUUAAUCAGUUUAGGAACAAAGCACUGUUGCUGAGCACAGGUGUGCACAGGUGCACCACACACACACUAACAUAUUCGUGCACGUUAUCUCGCAGCUGUGCGCAUGCUUGGCACACUGAUGUUGCAUGUCCAGCACUGGGGCAAGAAGACUUGGGCAUGCGUGAGAGAAUGGGGGAGUAAGGAGCAGUUGGGCCGUACAGUUACCUGCGAAAGUAUGAGGGGUGUUCGCAUUUUGCAAGGAAAGCCUAGAUCUCACGGAGCUUCGGCAGCAUCGUUGCCUCUAUUUUGAGGUAUCAUGGCUUAAUAGCAUUCGCCAUCCACUUGCAGAUUUUGACACUUCGAAGGUGUUGUGCCCAAACUCUGUGGAAAUGCGCGUUUGUCGUGGGAAUUGUUGCAGCGUGUAAUGUUUGGCAGCUUACUGUAUGUCUGCAUUUUUUUUCCUCCUCGCAAGAGUAGGAUUAGUUUUCACGUGUAUGUUGAACUUUUCGCCACUAGGUUGUGCCCCCACUCCUUGCAUUUUUCUACAGUCUCCAGCACCUGCACACGACCGAGAGCCGCAAAAAAAUGUAUGAACAGUGGAGGAGAGUCUUUUUUUCGCUUAGACUGUGAAAUGUACAAUAUGCACUUUUUUUAUUUGCCAAAAGUACACUGAUAACACCGGUGGUCGGCUGUACUUAUGCGGCUGUGCGUAUAUUUAUCUUCGGUAUUGGAAAAAUCUGAACGAAUUGCCAACUUUGGAAAUGUUGGCGGAAACACCAUUCAAAUCGAGAACGACCAGUGCUGUCAUACAUAGUGGCGUGCAUACUUUUUUUUAUCAGUGAAUUCACGGAAUAGACUAAGCAAUCGUAGAACAAACCUCUGGUUUCCGCUAAGAUUGCGGUUUUAUUCCCACUCCGAAGGACCAUUCUUGCACCUAACUGGUGACAUCACGAAGCAAAACAGCGCAAUGUUGGGAAAUGACCACAAAACGUCAAUCUCGCAUAUUCGCAUGGCGGUGCUGCCAGUAUACUCUAACCAUGUCGCGUUGGUUUUUAUAGACACUCAGUAUUGCAUCAUUCCUCGUAUGGCGGUCAACACUGCAAGUACCGCAAGUGCCUUUUACCUCGGCACAAAUGCAGCAGAUGUGUGUGCUGUUGCCGCGUUCUACAGCGGCAGGCACUCCUAUUCGCGAUGCAGACAAAAUGCUUCUUGCUUCAUGCUUCUACAGCCACAUUGCUGAAAUCGGAAAGUGUUUGCAUAACUUUGCAUAACUCAUUUGCAACUGGCCGUCUUCGCUUAGAAGUUACGUACUGUCAGAGAUAAAGGUAUUCUAAAAACUUGGCGGUACGCAGCAAAGUGAGGUCGUGGCUGAAGUAGGUCAGCUAAUAAGCGUGCCAGUGUUUUCAAACCUCCAAAACAGCACUUUCUUCUUUCUUUUUUUUUAUGGGAGACAUUCGAAAUAACUCGCGCUAUUAUCCAGCCAGUCUUGACUGCAGUCUUUCUGCAGUUCAAACUGUUUUAUUCUAUUCCCAGCAGUAUAUCUCACAACUGUUCUCGUUGGCCGUCACGUCCGGGGCGAGUGCUGUGAUGUAACAUUUCACGGCACGUCGAGAUGCGUUGGCACUACGCAAGUCGUGACAGCUGCAUGCCCCGAGGCAGAGUUGUCGCAUAGCAAGACCGUGCAAGUUGCGCUUUUCUCUUAUUUUUUGUUUGUGGGCCCCGUUUCUUCGACAGAUGCAUUCAUGCUGUAUGCAUGUACAAGAGAUAUAGGGGACCACAAUGGGAACUGGGCGCUACGUGUAGCAGCUCGUUGAAUACUGUUGCUCGUGUUCCCGAAAUUUUUUGUUUAUUGCAUUUGCGCAUAUGCAAUUACAUCCGCAACAUGCAUGCAAUGCUGCAAGUAGGCAAGCAGUACAAGAACCUUGUAUACGCUAUAUUAUUUACAUUAAGGACCCCAUAUUGGACUUCAUUAGCGGCGGCACCUCAUAAAGGGGGACUGCUCGUGGCACGAAUUUGGGGAGGGGUGGGAACUAUUUUAACAGCUCCUGCGUUCAUUCCUCGAUUUGCAUUCGCGACCAGAAUGAAGUCAUUUCACUUAGUUGCAUUUCUCUUUCACGGUGGGCACAGAUAGUAGGUAGCUGUGUUCUCCAGUUCCAUGCAGUACACCCAAGGCAAAAGGGUAGCCAGCCCAGCCCAUCGGUGUAAUGAGAGCCAGAUAGAGACUCACCGUGAAUGAUAAAGGAAUAGGCCUUGUGCUAGUUUUCAUUUCGUAAAGGCACAACAACACUUCUCGUUUUUACUUGCAUAUUUUUUUUAAGUGGGAGGGUUGUGUGCAAGGGGUCGACAAAGCACAAAUCAUCUCAUAAUCAAAAAGUGCCAUUUUUCAGCCUUCCAAAUAAGCAAAUAAAGUGAAAUGGAGAGAGGAAAAACGAGCACUUCUUGGCAGUUUUUUUUUAAUUGAAUUUUUUUCAACAGCAAGUAGCAGCGUCUGCAUUUUUUUUUUUCUAGAAAAGGUCUAUACAUACUAUAUAUAUAUAUAUAUAUUAACAUAUUUAAAGCUUUUUUUAUUUUACUGUUUUUCUCGUCCCAUGUUUAUUGUGCUCGUCACCACAAGUCUUUUUCGCAUGUUUAUACAGGGCAGCUCUUUUGCUGCACGCGUGUGUUUACCGGGGGCAGCAGCAACAUUUUAGAUCCUUCCACAGUACGUCGCGAAUUAUGCCACGGAAAUGCCCAUAUUGGUGAUGGUGGUACAACUGCUAUGCUUCAACAAGGUGUUUUCUUUUUUAAAUGCUGUAAGACUUUUUCGAGCUGUCUUUUUUUUUACCGGGCCAUUUUUGAAAUAAAAUGUGUGCAAAUUGCCGUA